CCGAAAGCGGACAUUCUGAGGACAAACCUGUACCUAAACCGACAGAUUGUAAACCAACCGACGCAUGCAUUGCUAACGGUGGCUAUUGCAUCAAAAAUACCACGAAAAAAGACUGCGACGGCCUCCUGUUCCCAAAUGAGUGCAGAUCUGACCUCUGCUCCUGCUGUGUACAAGUGAAAAAGAACGAAUGCGCAGCAGGGACAGACACCUGCCCCGCCAACUCAGAAUGUCAGGACAAAGAAGCAGGAUAUGAAUGUGCUUGCAACGCAGGCUUUGAGCAAUGCGGAGAUAUAAAUGAAUGUGACAGCUAUCCAUGUGGUCCAAACAUGCGGUGCCAAAAUACACAUGGAAGCUAUGAAUGUAUCUGCAACGCUGGAUUCGAGAAAGUCAACGGUACUUGUGUUGACAUCAACGAAUGUACUAAUACUACGAAUCCCUGUGGACCCAACAGUGUCUGCUCCAAUAGUCCCCCCGGAAGUUUCAGCUGCAAAUGCAAUGCGGGAUUCGUUUUCUGUAAUGGCACUUGUGUGGAUACCAAUGAGUGCGACAGCAAUCCCUGCCCUGCUAACACCCUUUGUCAGAACACGGACGGGAGCUACCAAUGUAUUUGUCCAACAGGAUUCACCAACCAGACCGGCUCUUGCGUUGAUGUCAAUGAGUGCAAUUCCAGCCCUUCUCCCUGUACGGACCUUGAGAAGUGCAUCAAUACUCCUGGAAAUUAUUCCUGCGUCUGUCAGAAAUGUUCACGAUAUAAUCCUCAGAAAACCACAAUCCACGAACUGUCAUCCAUAGACUGCCAUAUUAUCACUGGUGAAUAUAACCUCAUAGAAUAUACCGCCUCAUCAGAAAACCGUAAAACCACAAUGUACCAGCACCACCCCCAAGAGCCAUAA
This is a messenger RNA of Macrobrachium nipponense, 893 nucleotides long. RefSeq names its product adhesion G protein-coupled receptor E2-like. NCBI's taxonomy places the organism in Eukaryota, Metazoa, Arthropoda, Malacostraca, Decapoda, Palaemonidae. The transcript is spliced from 8 exons. The record is from RefSeq and is a predicted model, not a curated record. The coding region runs from base 327 to 893 and encodes 188 amino acids. Gene Ontology annotation, molecular function: calcium ion binding.